UCCAAGCAUGAUGCUGAGCGUGGGCCGACUGCGCGUGAGACAGACUUUACCACUCACGGCGUGGACGCAGUCGGGCGGGCCAUACAGAAGACGCGGUGGCUAUCAUUGGUUCUUCGCAAUAAUAUCUUUCGAGAAGUGUAGUCCGACAGACAGGUACUGUAUUCGAGAUUUCGACAUGAAUGGCAGGCGCAACGUUGUCCCGCUCAAGCUCAAGCUUGAGGAGAGCGGGGGACAGCGGAAUCUAGAGAGGAUGCUAACCGGUGAUGCUGACACUUUCGACUGAGCCGACCGCCGCGCGACGAGGUUCCAGACCUUGCGAGUUCCACCUUACCUACAAUAUAAAGAGUUUCAUAAUCGCACGACUCGAUUUCCAAGAACCCAAGAUGGCCAACAUUGAAGCAGAAGGACCUGAUGUAUCAGGCGAGAUUCCGCAGGUGCCCAUCACCUUCGUCCCUGCAACAGAAGGCGAGAUAUUUGCUCUAGGUCAAAUGACUAUCAGAAUUAUGGAAGAUGGCUCGAGAACAGACAAUCGAAUUGGUACUGUAGAGUUGACUGUCCCGGCCAACACUCCCGGUCCACCUCCUCACUGGCAUGAGAUGCAUGAUGAAACCUUCCUCGUAACGGAAGGCACCAUCAGAUUUACCUGGUACACAUCUACAGCAUCAGAGCCGACAAAGACAAUCGAUGCACACGCUGGCGAUUACGUUGUUGUGCCCAUAAGAGCUCCUCAUACGUUCUCCAACCCGACCGACAAGCAAGCCAAGUUUGUCAACACCUUCACUCCUGCAUUUUACGUCAACUACUUCAAGCUCUUGGCGAAAUACAUUGGUGAUGGGAAGGUUAUGACACCGGAGGCCAACAAAAAAGCCAUGGCAAGCUAUGCGACCAUUCCAUUGCCAAAGUGAGCGUAUAGGCGAUAGAGCGCGUUCUUGCGAUCCUGAGCUGAGCACGUCAAACUUUCAGACCUUUUUUUUUUCUUUCUAGAUCUUGGUCUUUUCAUUGUAUUAUGAGGUGUUGUUUGCGCUGGAUUGUCAAGAAAGGUUCUCAGGUUGAAUCGAUCAUCUACUAAGGAGAAAGUCGUCGUAUGUGUACGCGAAUCAAUAGAACAGUCAAGUCUGGCCAGCAUUCUCCAUGGCGGGCGGUUCAAUACCUUAUAAGCAGCAUCUGUAGGCCCUCGGGCACCAUCUCCUGUAGUCUCGUCUAGUUAGAAUAAGGUAAUCUCCUGCAUAUUACAUGGCUCUCGACCGUACGAGAAUACGGGGCAGGAGAUAGUCGUUGUGGCGGAGUCGGCAGUGGAUUCAAGACGUCCGAGAUGAGUGUUGAUCUUGUGCACGGGCCCG
Aureobasidium subglaciale EXF-2481 is the source of this 1340-nucleotide messenger RNA. RefSeq lists its product as uncharacterized. NCBI's taxonomy places the organism in Eukaryota, Fungi, Ascomycota, Dothideomycetes, Dothideales, Saccotheciaceae. Bases 384 to 905 code for a protein of 173 amino acids. The transcript is spliced from 3 exons. The record is from RefSeq and is a predicted model, not a curated record.